Messenger RNA from Lolium perenne, 374 nucleotides. The record is from RefSeq and is a predicted model, not a curated record. Lineage: Eukaryota; Viridiplantae; Streptophyta; Magnoliopsida; Poales; Poaceae.
GGUGUUGGUGCGGCCGUCUUGCUAAGGUUAAGCAGGUGGAGGAUUUCUCCGACCAGUUCGGCAUGAAAUUUUUCAUGUGUGCGAGCUAUGAGCAUGAUCCACCCCGUAGUUCAGCUUCGUCGUCCACCAGGCCGCCGUCUCCCCCGCCCCUAUGCAAAUGGUUUCACUGGAUAGACACGGAGCAGCCGGACUGGGCGCGUCAGGAGGUUGAGGAGAAACACCGGCGUGCGUGGGCAACGUUCUUUGAGGAGGAGCGUUGGGAAAAGGUUCGUGCUAAUGAAAAAGCAGAGCGAGAGAGGCAGAUACAGAAACUUAGGGCGGAACAAGCUCGUAAUCGCGAGGUGAAUCAGAAGAGGAUGGAUGAUGAGUUUUAG